AGCUUUUUUUCGGUAAUCGUGAAAGUCGCGGUUUCGAUUAUAGGUUUUCGAGUCUGCAAAGACAUCAAGCUUUUUAGUUUCUUCCUUCUUUUGGAAGCGACUGAAUUUGUAUGGAUUUCGUGGAGGCUCAACUUUAGUAACUUCAGCAUAUCAAAUUUGAACUUUCGAUAGUUCAACCCAUUAAAUGAUUGGGGAACGAUGAGUGUCAAAUAUUGAUCUUGAUGUGAUCGGGGGAUGUCUAAUAAUGCUUUUGUUAGUUUCUUUGACACUUAAAACCACCAACGCAAUGAGAGCAUAACUCGCAACGAAAGGUUCUAGUUUGAUUCCAAUGUGAAAUUGAACAAAUUUACCUAAUACAUUAAAACUGACAGAAUAAAUAGAUGAAUAUUGGAAGCAUGUUUGAGUUAACAACAUUUUAGAACCACUCGGCAAUUAAUCAGUGUGGUUAUUGAUGUGCGAAGAGCUGUGUGGUGUUUCUUACUUAUUCUCACUUUAAAGUUUUGAUGAGGUAGUUGUAAUAGUGAAUAGUGAUAAAUUGAGCAGUGAUUUGCGUUCUUCAGCAUAAGGCAUGGUUAGCAGCAGUGAGGCGUUUGAGAUAAACAAGGCGGCUGCCAGUCGUGACUACAUUGGCCAGCCCCGUUUGACCUACCAGACUGUGACUGGAGUCAACGGACCCCUCCUCAUCCUAGACAAGGUCAAAUUCCCCAAGUUUGCAGAGAUUGUGAACAUUUACCUACAAGAUGGAUCAAAACGGACAGGACAGGUCUUGGAAGUGUCCGGAUCAAAAGCUGUUGUACAAGUGUUCGAGGGCACUAGUGGCAUAGAUGCGAAAUACACCAAGUGUGAGUUCACUGGUGAGAUCAUGAAAUUCGGAGUCUCCGAGGACAUGUUGGGCAGGAUAUUCAACGGGUCAGGCAAACCCAUAGACAAAGGCCCAAAUGUACUAGCAGAGGCCUACCUUGAUAUAAUGGGUCAGCCUAUCAAUCCCUACUCCAGAGAAUACCCUGAGGAGAUGAUCCAGACUGGCAUAUCGGCCAUAGACACCAUGAACAGCAUCGCCAGAGGGCAGAAGAUUCCCCUAUUCUCGGCCGCCGGUCUCCCCCACAAUGACGUCGCCGCCCAGAUCUGCAGACAGGCGGGGUUAGUGAAGAGUGAGGGCAAGGAGGACGAGGACUUCGCCAUAGUGUUUGCUGCAAUGGGAGUGCCCAUGGAGACUGCCAGGUUCUUCCGAGAGGACUUCGUCCAGAAUGGGAGUAUGGAGAACGUGUGUCUGUUCUUGAACCUGGCCAAUGACCCCACCAUUGAGAGGAUCAUCACUCCCCGACUUGCCCUGACUGCGGCAGAGUACCUGGCCUACGACAGGGGAAAGCACGUGCUUGUCAUUCUCACAGACAUGUCCUCCUACGCAGAGGCACUCCGAGAGGUAUCAGCUGCGCGUGAGGAAGUACCUGGUCGUCGUGGUUUCCCAGGAUACAUGUACACGGACUUGGCCACUAUCUACGAGAGAGCAGGGAGAGUGAGUGGCAGACAGGGCUCUAUUACCCAGAUACCCAUCCUCACCAUGCCCAACGACGACAUCACUCAUCCCAUUCCAGAUCUCACAGGCUACAUCACGGAGGGCCAGAUCUACAUAGACCGACAGCUACACAACAAGCAGAUCUACCCGCCAGUGAAUGUGCUCCCAUCUCUCUCCCGGCUCAUGAAGAGUGCGAUUGGAGAGGGCAUGACCAGAAAGGACCACCCUGAUGUGUCGAACCAGCUGUAUGCGAACUACGCGAUUGGGAAGGACGUGCAGGCGAUGAAGGCGGUGGUUGGGGAGGAAGCACUCUCCUCAGACGACAAACUCUACCUCGAGUUCCUUGACAAGUUCGAGGCCAAAUUUAUCUCUCAAGGAGCGUAUGAGAACAGGACGAUCCAGGAGAGUCUGGAGAUAGCGUGGUCGCUGUUAAGGACAUUUGGACCUCAUCUGCUCAAGCGAAUCAGUCAGAAGAUCCUGGACCAGUACUACCAGCGGAGCAAGUGAAGAGAAGAGAGAUUCAAAAAGGAACAACAACACAUGGACAGGAUGAAAUGAAAGAUCAACGUCGUCAAAGAAGAAAGAAGCAAAGGUUGCAGACCUGAACAGAACACCCAACUGCCGAAAGGAGGAGAUUAAAAAGAAAAAGAACUUGAUCAACUUGUUUUGAGUUAUUUCUCUCUGCUCCUCAGCUUAACUUCUCAUACGCCAUCCAUAAACCACCUCGUAGCCCCAACUAAAUUAAUACCCAUGAUUGAUGAAAAUCAGAUAGUUUGUACCCACGCAGCCGCAUUCUCUGAAUCUCAAACUAAUUAGAUCUGUUAAGGCAUUAAAUAGACAAAUUCGUCAAAAUGAAUGAAACCCAUGUCGUUUGGGAGGUUAAAACUUGUUAUUUUUUUUGAAGCAGUAAGCUAACAAUAUCCGAAAUACUUUCAGCAAAAGUCUUUCAAUGAACCAGAAAGAGUGAUUGCAUUAAAUAAUAAAGGAUGUAACGAAUUAGAAACAGAAAUGCUGGGAAGGAACUUUGCCGGCCUUGUAAAUGGUGAUCAGCCCCAACCCAACCCGGCCCCGUGACACACCAUCGAAUGAGAUAGCUGAUUCAAAUUAUCCAGAUCAAACGAACAAAGUUGAAAACUUAAAACAAUAAUUGAUGCGUACCAGAAUUAAUAUGGAAGUUUCACAAUAUGGAAACUUCGGACCCUAAUUCACAAUAAUACUCAUAAUAUGAUUGUUAAUAAUACAGAUAAUAAUGAUCAUACUACUAAUCAUGAUUACAUAAGCCAGCUAGCAAGCGUUUGCGAAUAGUAUGACUAUAUUUUUUCUACUUUUUACCAAUCUAACUGGCAAGUAAUGCUAAUGGAACACUGCUGUAAUGCGUAUUCUAACAUACUUCGGGCAACAAUCAGUUGAAAUUUCAAAAACAAUUGCUAAAAUUGCCAAAAAAUUGGCCACAGAAGAGCUAAAUCCAGAACUAAUGGAACCAUAUAAAGCAUGCAGAUUAAUACCCUUAGAUAAGAAUCCAGGGGUAAGACCCAUAGGCAUAGGAGAAGUUAUGCGUAGGAUAAUAGGGCGAACAAUAACUAAAUGCCUGAAAAACGAACUCAUGUCGCUCGGUUCAAACUACCAACUCUGCCUAGGACGAAAAUGUGGCAUUGAAUAUGCGAUCCACACGCUAAGAGAUCAAUACAGCAAAAAUUCCGCCGAUGCUAUUUUACUGAUAGAUGCCGAAAACGCUUUCAACUCGCUGAACCGAAAGCUGGCAUUAAAAAUCAUCGAGAACACCUGCCCUUCCCUUUUAACAGCGAUUAAGAACUCCUACUCCAAUCCAUCUAAACUAUUCGUUAACAAAAAAAACAAUCUACUCUCAAGAAGGGACAACCCAGGGGGAUCCACUAGCUAUGGCCAUGUACGGUCUAGCCAUAAUACCCCUCAUAAAACUCUUAUCAGUAGACGAUGUAACCCAGAAAUGGUACGCAGAGGACGGAAACGCAGUCGGUAAAUUAAGAAAUCUACGAACCGUCCUCGAUAAAAUUGUAUCACUGUUAAUAAUACAGAUAAUAAUGAUCAUACUACUAAUCAUGAUUACAUAAGCCAACUAGCAAGCGUUUGCGAAUAGUAUGACUCUAUUUUUUCAACUUUUUACCAAUCCAACUGGCAAGUAAUGAUAAUGGAACACUGCUGUAAUGCAGGAUCUGCUGCAUAAGAAAUUUUAAACUUCUCUCUGCUUUAUUGGUCGCUAGUGUUUGCUGCUCGGCAGUAGCACAGAGAAAAAGACGUCACAUUCUCAGGCUACUGGUUGAAGUGGCAUUUGCUGCAAAGCAUUGACAAUUUUUUACCAUCUGUCAUUCUUCAUUUUUUUGCUAGCUUAAGGAAAGUUUCAAUGGACUGUGACGUAGAUGCGAGAACGUGAGGCUUCAAAUUUCGAGGUCACAGGUUCAAGUCCAAUACAGGAGCAAAAUGAGAAAAGGUAGAAAUAAACCUCGAUGUAGUAAAACUUUGAUAUGAAAUGUUUUACUACUUGGAGGUUUAAUUAUACUUUUUCUCAUUUUGCUCAUGUUUGUCGUUUUCUGGCUCAUGUUUGCGAAGUGCAGCUUCGCCUCUGUAAAGUUAUUAUAAUAAUCUAAGUUUUAAGCUUAAUCUUAAUAUUUGUAACAAUAAUUAUUAUAAUCGUUAUCAUAAAAAUCACACUAAAUUGAAUUCAUUUUGUUUAAAGUCAACACAGUUGCCAAAAAUGCGCUUAGUUCUUUCACUUUUGUGCGUUUGAUCGAAAUAAAUUAAAUCAGGACUAUGGGUAUAAGAUGUCAUGGGAAAGUUUGAAGAAUGAAAUCAAUUUUAAACUAAACAAAAUGAAAUUAGGUUCAAAACUAUUUCUUGUUCAGAUGGCUCAUUGUGAGUUUUUACAACGUGCCAAGCCUGUGCUCUAACUUUUCCUUAGAUAUUCACUAAGAUUCAAGUGUAAUUCAAAAAGUUGGUUAGCAAUUUUAAAUUUUAUUGCGGUUGCUAUCGCGGUCGUGUGUCUGUCGUUGUUGUUUCGAGUUAUUCGGCUCAUUCGUGGGCGUCAUCGUAGGCAUAUCUUUCAUUCGGAAUAGCCGACAACCCAAAUUUUUCUUAAGUUCUCUCCUCUGAAUCUCGCCUGGUAUUUGUUGCAUGCAUUGUAUGUAUUUUAAUCUACCAAAAUUAAAACGUAAUGAUGAGCAAACUAACUGCCAAUGUAUUGCAAUAAAUUAUAGCUUGAAAUUUUACAACACAACACGUCAAAUGGGUUUGAAUCAAUCUAUUUAUUUUGUUUUGAGGUGCUGUUAUGUUACUUACGUUCAAACCAUCUCCUGGUAAUCACGGACUAAAGUGUAUGCUCAGAUGUGUAGCCAGUUUUUACGCUAGCGAGAAGUUAGUCUUUUAGUACGAACCUUCUUUUUCCAAUCAAACUUGCAAAUAAAAGUGCUCAUUAAAAGUGUUCACUUUGGGCCUUUUACUAUAAUCACGAUCUAUAGAAUUAGAAAUUUCAUAGCAUCUGUUCUCGGCUUUAUUUGUGGCUAGUGUUUGUGAAGGACUAAGCGUCCGUGGCUGAGUGGUAAAUACUUGAGACUCGUAAUUUCUAGGUUGUACGUUAAGUUGGUGAGGUCACCGAGUUUUAACUAAUUCUAGGCUUAUUUGUACGUUUUCCUAUUGCACGUUUUAGAACUCUAAAAGAUGAUUUUUGUGUUCUCGCUAGUGUUUGCGAAGCACAAAUUCGCCUCUAUGUAUAAAUUAUAUUAUCGAAAAAGAGUUGAGCUAAUUUAAAAUUGCAUGAUGAUCACGUAUCAAUGAGCUUCUAAUUCAUCACUUUUGAAUUCUAGCAGUAUUCAAAGCAGCUAUUUCAAACAAACUAUCAUUUGAUUAAGCGUCAAUGAAUAGUAGAGACACUUUUAAGUCAUGACCCUUUUUUAAUUUGUUUUCACGCCAAGUUGAUUUUCAAACUUCAAAAUGACUUCAAAUUUUUUGCCAGAAAUAAGGCAAAGUACGCUCUUCAAGUAAGUAAGUGGAAACGGCGCGAAAAAACAUGAGUGACCUCUAGUCUCGAAAGGGGAUUUCCCAGCGCAUUAAAAUAUAACCCAUUCAUCUAGUUCUCUAUUGGGCUCGUUUCUAAAACUAUUUGCUACCUAUGUUUGUAGAUUUGCACUCAGCAUUUUGUAUAUUUAUCGACUUCAUGCAUUUUAACAAGUAUUUUUUGUAAAAUAAGUGAUAAGAAGAACAUCAGAAAGUAAUAAUCAGAAUGAUAA
This is a messenger RNA of Symsagittifera roscoffensis, 5775 nucleotides long. RefSeq names its product V-type proton ATPase subunit B-like. The transcript is spliced from 10 exons. The record is from RefSeq and is a predicted model, not a curated record. Gene Ontology annotation, molecular function: proton-transporting ATPase activity, rotational mechanism; ATP binding. Gene Ontology annotation, cellular component: proton-transporting V-type ATPase, V1 domain. Gene Ontology annotation, biological process: ATP metabolic process; vacuolar acidification; proton transmembrane transport. Bases 569 to 2023 code for a protein of 484 amino acids. Lineage: Eukaryota; Metazoa; Xenacoelomorpha; Acoela; Convolutidae.